Artibeus jamaicensis (Jamaican fruit-eating bat) is the source of this 4664-nucleotide messenger RNA. It is a transcript of the gene NCR1, whose product is annotated as natural cytotoxicity triggering receptor 1. Lineage: Eukaryota; Metazoa; Chordata; Mammalia; Chiroptera; Phyllostomidae. The transcript has 7 exons. The record is from RefSeq and is a predicted model, not a curated record. Bases 204 to 1121 code for a protein of 305 amino acids.
AUCAGACUGGUCCUGAGCACCCUGCCCCUCCUCACGCCGCCAGGUCAGAGCUGGAGGAAGAGCUACAAACCUUCUCAUAACACAAUUCACAGCAGAAGUCCCACGGCGACUUGUGCUGGGCUUCGCACACCACAUCCUGUGCUGCAUGGGCUGCCAAGCUCAGUCCCCACCCUGCUGCCCCACAUUCACCGGCAGACUCUGCUAUGCUUUCCACACUCGCUGCCCUGCUGGGGCUGUGUCUGUGCCAGUGGAUCGGUGCCCAGAAACAGACCCUCUCGAAACCCAUCAUCUGGGCCAAGCCUGGUUCCAUAAUUCCAAAUGGAAUGGCGGCGAUCAUCUGGUGCGAGGGGACUUACAGGGCCAUUGAGUACCAACUGCAUUUUGACGGACAUCUUUCCACCUUGGAGAGACCAAACCCCCCUGGAAUUACAAACAAAGUCAAGUUCUCCAUCCGGCCCAUGACCUCACACACUGCAGGGCAAUACAGGUGCUUCUACAGAAAGGGGGAGCUCUGGUCAGAGCCCAGUGACCCUCUGGAUCUGGUGGUAACAGGAAUGUAUGACACACCCACCCUCUCGGUUCAUCCGGGGUCUAAGGUGAUCCCGGGAGAAAAUGUGACCUUCCAUUGCCAUCUAGAGACUACAACAGGCACAUUCUUUCUGCUCAAGGAGGGGAGAGCCAGCAGCCCACAGCGCAGUAAUGGAAAAUUUCAAGCAGAGUUCCCUGUGGGGCCUGUGACCACCGCCCAUUCAGGAACAUACAGGUGUUUUGGUUCUUACAACAACUACAUGUGGUCUUUCCCCAGUGAGACUGUGGUGCUCCUGGUCACAGGAGACGUCGAGGACACCAGUCUUGUACCCACAGGACAGCCCUCUUCUGAUGCUCGGGAGCCCUCCUUGUUCACCACAAAGGUGGUGGGAUUCCAGAAAGGUGGUGCCAUCUGGAAUCAGCGAGCUGACACUGUCCUACGGGUGGGUCUCAUGUUCCUGGUCCUGGUGGCCCUUGUGUGUGUCCUGACUGAAGACUGGCUCCGCAGGAAGAUGACAGAAGAGAGAGCCAAUGAGGCUUCGAGUCAGGAAUGCAGGGUGAAGUUCAGGACCCAGAGAGCCCUGGAAAAAUGACCGAGAGAUGCAGUGGCCAUCGGUAAAGCUGAACUCUGACCUUGACCUUGGGCCACAUGACCUCCGUGUUUGGGGGAAACCAAGGGGUGUGUGCGUGGAGUUCGAUGCACCAUCCUGGGGGCAGCAGGAAGGGAGGAUGAAGAUGCUAAGUUCUUCUGCAGGCAGAUCCCACUGUCUCUUAGAACUCUGGGUUCUAAGUAUUUGUAUUGUUGUUGAAUUUAUUAGGUUGAUAUUGAUUAAUUAAAUUAUACAAAUUUGGGGUAUACAAUUCUACAAUACAUCACCUGUAUGUUGUACUGUGUGCCCACGCCACCUCAAGCCAAGUUUCCUUCCAUCACCAUUUAUUCCCCCUUUUCCCUCUCCUACCUCCCAACUCUCCCCUUUCCCUCUGGGAAUCACCAUACUGUUGUCUGUGAUGGGUUGUUUGUUUGUUUGUUUGUUUGUUUGUUUGUUUGUUUUUGCUUAAUCCCUUCACCUUUUUCACCCAGCCCCAAUCCACCCCCCUCUGACAGCUGUCAGUCUGUUCUCUGUAUCUAUGACUCUGUGGAAUAGUACUUGGCUGAAAAAAAAAAAAAAAAAAGAAGAAGAAGAAGAAGAAAGUCCUACCCUUCGGGACAACAUGGAUAGACCUGGAGAGUAUCACGUGCCAUGGAAUGAGCCAAUCAGAGAAAGACAAACACCACGCAAUUUCACUUUUAUGUGGCAUCUCACAUGUGGCUUUAAUGAGUGCUUUUUUCUAUCACUUCCUCCUGGGUCCCUAGAGGGGGCAGGGAGGGAGGAGGAAGUGAGAACGGAGGGGCUGGCUGAUUGUUUGUUACAAAGGUUUCUUGGGAACAUUCACGUAACAUUUCUGUUAACUUCUCAAUGGUCAGAACUUAAUAGCUUAAGAAGCAAGCUAUAAUGGGAGGUUGAGCAAUGUAGCCUUUGUUCUGGGUGGCUCUGUGGCUGGCUCAACACCAAUAAAGUCAUGAGUAAUGUCAUAGGGUCUCCCUAGACUACCGCAGUCUCUGUUACAAGCCCCUGCUCUGCGUUGGGCCCUGUCGAAAGUAUCACACACUGAGGCAAACAUGAUCCCUGACAUGACAAGACACUGCCAGGAGGAGUACAGACCUUAAAGAAGCAAGUCAAUAAAAAAGGGGGUAAGUCUUGUGAUAGAGGAAAUACAGAAUGCGCUUAGAGCCCAUUCCUAUGCAAUAUACCAUUUAGUAGACCUGGAGAAGCGGGUAGGGGUGAUGUCUGUUGAUGCAAAAGGUGUCUGUUCAUGAUCCCAACUCAUGCAAAGGCUGAGGUGCAAGACAAAGGGUGAAAAACAUUCAGUGUAGCUAGAGGUUUGUUUGUUUGUUUGUUUGUUUGUUUGUUUGUUUCAAAUACAGUUGUCUCCAUUUUCCUCCCACCACUACCCACUCCCACCCCAGCCAUCCCCACUCCCCACCCUUGAUCCUACCCCCCUUGGGAUUUAUCCAUGAGUUUGGAUUGUGAGAGAAAGAGUGGGAGAUGCUAAGCAAAUGCAGAAGACAGAUCAAGCAUGGUCACGGGCCCCACCUAAUAAAUACACAUUUUAUCCUGGAGGCAAUGGGAAUUCAUUAAGCCAUUUUUAUCAAGGAUGUGAUCUGGUGAAUAGUGCAUGGUGUAAAGAGCCUUCUGGGGGAAAUAAGAAUGUGGGAGAGGAAAAAAACAUGAAGAAAAGGGAGAAGAGUUGAAGAUGGAUCGUCUAUUUCUAGAUUUGACAACCAGGGACAUACGGAUGCCACCAGUAACCCAGAGGGAUGUCCAGCUAGGGGGGAUGGGUACACAGUCUUAAGAGUUGGCAAAUAUAUAUUCUCCUGUUCUCAUACUGCGAGAUUUCCUUGAUAAUUUGGGGAGCUUUAGGUUUCAACGUUCGCUUUAGAAUUAGCCAGUUUUCACAAAAUACCCACCUAAGUUGCGCAUGAGAUCAUAUUAAAGCUACAGAUGAAUUUAGGGGAAGACCAUCAUCCUGUUGAUCUUUCUGUCCAUAGAAGACUCAAACCAGAGAGGUGGUAUGUUUCACCGUUCAGUUACAUGUUCACUGAUUUCUCCAAAUAAUAUUGUGUUGUCUUCCAUGCAGAGAAUGUGCAUGUCUUUUGUUAGCUAUCCACCAGGUAUAUCCACACUAACAUGAUUCUUUUCUUAAGAUGUAUUUAUUUAUUUUUAGAGAGAGGGGAAGAGAGGGAGAAAGGGAGGGAGAAAAACAUCAAAGUGCGAUAGAAACAUCAAUUGGUUGCCUCUCGUAUGCACCCCAGUCAGGGACCUGGCCUGCAACCCGGCAUGUGCUGUGACUGGGAAUCGAACCAGCGACCUUUUGGUUUGCAGGACGGUGCCCAACCCACCGAGCAGCACCAGUCAGGGCCACAGUGCUGUGAUUCUUAUUUCAUGAGUGGUAUCAUUCUUUAAAUAAUGUUAUUGCUAUGGGUGGUUGCUGGUCUUAUAAAAUAAAAUCUACUUGUGUCUGUUAAAGUUCACAUCUUGAUUUUAGCAGUUUUAGGUUAUGUUUAAUUCAAAAAUGUUUAGGGUUUUUUGUUCUUCUAACAUUGAUUUUUCACAGUCUUACUACUUAGAACAUCUGGGACAUGAAUAAAGUAGAAGUAAAGAUAGCAGAUACCUUUUUCUCAGUACCAAUAUUGAGGGGAAUAUUUUUAAUAUUUCACCAUUGUGUAAGCUAGUCACUCUAAUGUCUUGUCAAUAUUGUCCCAGUUAGAAAACACCUUUGUAUUCUUCUUGUGCUAAACUUUUUUUCCAUUUGAAGAUAACAAAGACAUCCAAUGAGACUAGUUGAGAGGCCCCUGCAUUAUUCCAGGUAAAAGUUGAUAAUUACUCAGAGAAGGUGGGCACCCCUGACAUAUUUUAGGCACAGAAGCCAAACUUCAUUUUAUUGUUUAGAAAUAGCUCUGGCUGGUGUGGCUCAGUGGAUUGAGCACCGGCUGGCAAACCAAAGGAUCACUGGUUCAAUUCCUGGUCAGGGCACAUGCCUGGGUUGCAGGCCAGGUUCCUGAUGGGGGUUGCAUGAGAGGCAGCCACACGUUGAUGUUUCUCUCCCUCUCAUCUCCCUCUCUUCCCCUCUGUCUAAAAAUAAAAUCUUUUACAAAAAUUUUUUUUAAAGAAAUGAUGGCUGAGCAUGUGGCUGAGUCAGAAAAAACUCUGAAGUUUGUAAAUUGGGCAACUGCAUGAAGGAAAGGGACAUUUUCCUCUAAUUCACACUCAUACCCAUUGAUGUUAAUACAGUGGAUAAACCUUGAGAGCUAUGGCAGGAAAAAGAUAUUUGGGGGCAGAGUCAGAGACACAAAGUAGCGAUUCAUCUUCCCAAAGUGAACUAUGCUUCAAUUGAAAUAGGACUGACCUGUAACAUUGUGUAAGUUUAAGUUGUGAAGUGUAUUGAUUUGAUACAUUUACAUAUUAUAACAUGAUUGUAGUGUUUGCUAACCCUUCUAUGGUGUCACGGAGUUACUCCUUUUUUGUGGUGAGACAAAUUAAGAUCUAGUCCCUUAGCAAAAAUAAAAUAUUGUUGUCUGUCUCCCUUGAACUGUG